GAGCUGAGAUGUGAGGAAAGGAAACGAGGAUGCACAAAUAAGAAAUGAGAAGCACCGAUUGAGUAUUUGUGCUGUUUGUCUUCACAUUCUCACAUCUCGACCUGAAAACAGUUGAUUGUUCUGUAAAGUCAAAAACAUCUCCGAGCUGCCGUUCAACAAAACGAUUCAGAGGAAAAAUAAGAAGGAUCUACAAAUACUUGAGUCAUGGAAUCCGUCCCCACUGAGAUGGCAGCCCUUGGAAGACCUCUGUUUCCUGGAAUGCUGUACGACUGCCGCAAUGAAUCCUUCAUUCCAGGUGGUGUUACUCUGUGGGAUAAGACAUCAAUGAUUAAAGAAUUGGACACUCGUCCACAGCUCAUGACAGAUGUGAAGUUCAGUAGCUCUGACUCUCUCUCUAGUAAGUCCAGUCUCCUGGAUGUAAAUGCUUCCCUGAAGGCCAGUUUCUUGGGAGGGCUGGUGGAGGUGGGAGGAUCUGCCAAAUACCUGCAUGACACCAAAUCCUCAAACCAACAGUCCAGAGUAACAAUGUUUUACCGUGAAACCUCAAGAUUCGAACAGCUUAAUAUCACCCAGCUUGGCCAGGUCACCUACCCUCAGGUGUUUGAACAGAAAACUGCAACUCAUGUGAUCACAGCUGUGCUGUACGGAGCUCAAGCCUUCAUGGUGUUUGAUCGAUCGUUUUCAGAUGGUGAAAACCUCCAGGAGAUCGAGGGAGAACUGAAUGUCAUGGUCAAGUCCUUUCCUGGAUUUUCCAUUGAUGGGCAAGGAGGUGUAAAAAUGACAGAAGGUCAUAUUGAGAAGGCUAAGAAUAUCACCUGCACUUUUCAUGGUGAUGUCCAUCUUAAACAGAACCCCACCACAUACAUGGAGGCCCAAGAGGUGUACAAGAAGCUCCCUACUCUGCUGGGGGAGGAUUCACAGAAUGCAGUGCCAAUUAAGGUCUGGCUCUAUCCUCUUUCUCUACUGGAUACAGCAGCAGCUCAGUUGGUAAGAGAAAUCAGCACGUGUCUCAUUUCCAACGCGGAACAUAUGAUCGAGGAUCUGGAAGAAGUCAAGAGGAAAUGCAAUGACCUGUCCAGAAAACCAAUAGCAAAUAUUUUCAGUGACAUCAAAGAGAGGCUGCGCUUAUUUCAGAACUCUUUUAGCAUUUACAGGCUGGCCCUCCAGAAAGCACUGGCCAGAGUCUUGCCUGCUAUUCGAGGAGGUGGGAUGGAGGAAAAGUCACUGGAUGACAUCCUAAAGAUCCACUACCUCUCCCCUUUUAAUGCUGAUAUGCUUAACCAGUGGUUACAUGAGACAAAGUCUGAACUUCACCUGAUGAAUUCGUACACCAAGACUCUGAAGGAGAUCAAAAUUGAAGAUUCAGACGGCCUCAUCAUCAGCCUCCUUGAUCCUGAUAUUGAUGUUGUGGUGUGCUUGACCUUCACUUCUCUGAAGUACAAAGACCCAUAUCUUUCAACCCUGAACGAGUUUCUAAAAUCUGUCAACUUUACGGAGUUAGAUGGGGAAAAUAAGUUUUCCCUGACAUCCUCUGUCCAAAAACCGUUCAACCCCCAUGACGUCACUUCAAAAAUGAGAGAAAAUUUAUCUCACUUCAGAGGUUUUUUAGAGGCCAAUAAAGACGAGAAGACAAUCCACUUCAUUAUUUCCACCAUCUCUGAUGCCUCCAAUCCAGGCUCCUCCAUCUAUCUGUAUGAAAAAGGCAAACUGACAGAUAAAAAGUUCCAGCCCGUGUCCAAGCCAUCCCCACCAAUAGUGAAGAAUGUUCUGGACCAAACUGUGUUUCUGAAACUGCGUAAGUCCCCAGCUGGAGAAACAGUGAAGUACAGAGUAGAGUACAAGGAGGUGAAAGCAAAUGCUGGAUCUGAGGAACCGUGGCUUGUCAUAGACACAGCUAGUGAAGACUUUAACCUGACUGGAUUGAAGUUGGGAACGCAGUACGUGAUCCGCUACAGGAUAGUAGGUAAAGUAGGAGUGAGUGAAGCCAGCGAUACGGUCAGCUCCAGACUCUCACUGGCCAAAGACUCUACUGCUCCUAAACCAGAAACAGAACAUGCUGUGAUUGUGGGUGGGACAGGAGGUGAUGUUUUCUCUUUUAAGUCUGCCUCCUACACCUCCAUUAAGAAGAUGAACAUUACUUACAGCUCGAUGUCUCUAAACUCAAUCCAGGUGAUUUUCCACUGUGGCCCCGUGAUUAAAGUGGGUAACUCAACAGGAUCUAACAAUCAAGAAAUUCUACUUGAUGAAGAUGAUAAAAUUGUCUCUGCAAAACUGUGGCCAAAUAGGUAUCAUAACCGAUUUGGGGGUUUUGAAUUUGUGGUUGCCAAAGGAAGAGGCAAAACAACAACAUUUUCGGUCAAGUGUCAGAACCUGGGUCAGCCUGUGAGUUCUGAUGUGAAGUCUGGGAGGAUUCAUGGCAUUACAGGCAGAAGUGGCGAUGAGAUUGAUGGUCUGGGCUUUUACUUCAUUUAGUCUUCAGCUAUGCUAAUAUUUUUUUUUGCGGACCAUAUCCAAAUAUCUAAACAUUUAAAAAUGACCUCUUCACAGCAGUCCUAUACAGUACA
Messenger RNA from Carassius carassius (crucian carp), 2564 nucleotides. Its product is annotated as cytolytic toxin-alpha-like. Gene Ontology annotation, molecular function: protein binding. The record is from RefSeq and is a predicted model, not a curated record. Lineage: Eukaryota; Metazoa; Chordata; Actinopteri; Cypriniformes; Cyprinidae. The coding region runs from base 205 to 2472 and encodes 755 amino acids. The transcript is spliced from 6 exons.